UGCUCAGCUCCCAGCACCGCAGCAGCACCCAAGAAAUGCGUUUCCUUCCCCGCCUCGUCUUCUCUGCUGCCCUGGGCAUCGCCGCCUUCCUCAGCUGGAGGCUGCUGCUCCAGAGCCCUGCCAUGGGCGAAAGAGGUGACCUGGCCCCCAGGGUGGAGGAGGGCUUCACUUUGACCCUGGACACCUUCCUUCAUGUCCAGCAGCUCAGGAAGAAGAGACUAAAAGCUUUCUGCAGCCAACCGGGUAAAGUGACCACACUGCCAAGGAGCCCGGAGGACAGAGCCUGCCUGCUCUCAAGCUUGAGGGUCAGCACCAAGCUGGACCUCCUCUACUGCCAAGUGCCAUCGACAGGGACGGAGGAAUGGCAGCAGCUUCUGGAAAAGCUGGAGAAGGAAAAUGUGACGCUCCCAGUGCCGCUUCCCUACCCUUGGUAUCACACUCGGGAGGGACAGCUGAGCAAGUUCAACCUGACAGAGAUAGAGGCCAUGUUAGGGUCCUACACCAAAGUGUUGUUUGUCAGGGACCCUUUCCACAGGCUGAUCUCCACGUUCAUGCAAGGCACGGGCAGCAGCCCUUCCUUCAGCAGCUUUGUUCAGGACGUUCUAGACAGUGGACCACGCAAUGCCAGCAUGGCUUGGAAACCACUUGUUAGCAUCUGCCAGCCCUGCCUUGUCCAGUACGACUACGUGGUGAUGUUUGGCUUCCUCAGGCAGGAGCUGGCUUAUCUGCUGCAGAGGGCUGGGCUGCCUGUGGACAACCUCCUCCCCGAGUUCACCGACAGCCAAGUGCAGUGGACCUACAGCUGGUUAUCAGAGCAGAUGUUCAGCGAGCUGUCCCUCCAACAGAAGAAGCAACUGUCUCGUUUCUACCGCUGGGACCUUGCUGCUUUCCCGUUCUCCAGCAGCUUUCUGUCAGACCUCCGCAGCACCCCAGAGACCUGGUAGAAAUAUCCCGGCUGGAGGGAAUGGUUUGGAGAGAUUUAAUCCAAAUGGAAGUGCUUUGAGAUACCGUCUGGGUCACAGGCAGACCUUUGCUCCAGAGCUGCAUGCAGCACGCUUGUCCAUGUCACCGCUCCAAAAGGCACAGCAGAGAGCGGAGAUGGACCACCGCCAGGGACAGGCUAUCAAGGCUCUUCAUGUGGCUGAAUUGUGUUUCAAUGUGGCAAGAGCAGGCACUAGGGAAACACAUGGCACUGGGAUUUGGAAAACUGCAUGAACUGAACUGUGAUGGGAUUGAACAACUCUCCGCAAGCCUACCAUUGUGGGCUGGGUUGGACCUCCUGCAAACCACAGCCAAAUGCUCUGCCUGCACUGCCAUUUCAUAUUCUGGGCUCCUUUUUGGGCUAAGAGGUUUGGCAGUGGCUUCUGUGGGACAAAUCUCACCAUGCAGAUAUACGAAACACUCCCAAAGGAACACAUCAAGUGGAGUGUGUCUACUCUGCACAAGUAGGUGAGAUGACACAGCAUUGCACACUCUCUUGGGGAGCCACUGCUGAUGUUCCCAACCCUGCUCUGGGAAGGACAGGCGCAGCCCAUCAUUUGGAUUUA
Strigops habroptila (Kakapo) is the source of this 1547-nucleotide messenger RNA. RefSeq names its product carbohydrate sulfotransferase 9-like. Gene Ontology annotation, molecular function: sulfotransferase activity. Gene Ontology annotation, biological process: carbohydrate biosynthetic process. Gene Ontology annotation, cellular component: membrane. The transcript is spliced from 2 exons. Lineage: Eukaryota; Metazoa; Chordata; Aves; Psittaciformes; Psittacidae. The record is from RefSeq and is a predicted model, not a curated record. Bases 36 to 944 code for a protein of 302 amino acids.